Meloidogyne enterolobii is the source of this 623-nucleotide messenger RNA. The record is from the annotation of a GenBank genome assembly. NCBI's taxonomy places the organism in Eukaryota, Metazoa, Nematoda, Chromadorea, Rhabditida, Meloidogynidae.
AUGAAUUUAACUAAACAACAAAAAAACAACCAAUCCCCUAAUACAAAUUACAAUAAACAAUUAAAAAAUAUAGCAGCAGUAGAUGAAAGAGCAGGAGGGGGUGGAGGUGGUGGUGGGGGUGGUGGUAGUAGAAGAUACAAAACACCAAGUCCUCAAUUAUUAAGAUUAAGAAGAGAAGCAGCCAAUGCCCGCGAGAGAAGACGAAUGAAUCACUUAAACAAAGCUUUUGAUGAACUUCGCAAUGUUCUCCCCCCAAAUUUUGAAGAAGGAAGGCGUUUAAGCAAAUUUGAAACUUUAUUGGGUGCACAAGAAUAUAUUAUUAAAUUGAGUGAAUAUUUAGAAGAAUUAAAAAAAGGCAAAAGAAUUGAAAAAUCUUUUUAAAAGAAUUAAAAUAAUUUUGAAAUUUAAUUUCUAGAUAAAUUUUAUUUUUCCCUCACUAAUGCUCUUUACUUACAUAAAAGUCGCUAUGUGUUUUGCGACAGAAAAUGAGCCCAAAAAUUUAUCAGUUAUUAUGUAAUUUAAGAAAAUCUUUCCCUAUUGCCCUAAGAGAACAUUCAAUUAAUUUCAUCACUAACAUAUACUUAGAAGGUUGGCACUACUCCGAUAUUCAGGGAAUCAACAUG